Molecule: messenger RNA, 1572 nt
Organism: Cajanus cajan (pigeon pea)
Lineage: Eukaryota; Viridiplantae; Streptophyta; Magnoliopsida; Fabales; Fabaceae
Gene: NARA5
Product: pfkB-like carbohydrate kinase family protein
Molecular function (GO): kinase activity
Source: RefSeq, a predicted model, not a curated record
AUUCAUCCAUCCUUCCUUAUCUGUUAUGUUAUGUGUCGUGUCUUUCCUCUGAACCAUUGCAAGAGUCGAACAUCGAACAUCGAACAUCCACCUCUUCUUUGUGUCUCUCUUCGGACACAAAGCAGCACCUUCCAUGUCUCUGUCUCUUGUUCGUAUCUACUCUUCGCCUCAUCUCUCAACCUCUCUUCCCCUUCCCCCUUCUUUCCGCCCUCCCCAUUUUCUCAUAUGCCGCCGCAGCCUCGCCUCCCUUUCCCUACGAUGUGGGCUUCCAACCCCUCACACUUCUUACGACGACGAAGACGAAGAAGAAGCCCCUCUUAGCUCCCUCGUUUUGCCUGAAAGAUGGGACGUCUUGGGUCUUGGUCAAGCUAUGGUAGACUUCUCUGGCACAGUUGAUGAUAAUUUCCUGAAGAAUUUGGGGUUGGAGAAGGGAACGCGGAAAGUAGUGAAUCACGAGGAAAGAGGCAGAGUUUUGCAGGCUAUGGAUGGGUGCAGCUACAAAGCUGCGGCGGGUGGAUCCCUUUCGAAUAGCUUAGUUGCUCUGGCAAGGCUUGGAACUCCUGCUAUUCAUGUCGCAAUGACUGGCAGUGUUGGGAGUGAUCCAUUGGGUGGCUUCUACAGGGAAAAACUACGCCGAGCAAAUGUGCAAUUUCUUUCCUCACCUAUCAAGGAUGGGACAACUGGAACAGUUAUAGUUCUCACAACUCCAGAUGCCCAGCGCACAAUGCUUGCAUAUCAGGGCACGUCUUCAACUGUUAACUAUGACACAUCCUUGGCUAGUGCAGUUUCCAAGACUAACAUACUUGUCGUUGAAGGUUAUCUGUUUGAACUUCCUGAUACUAUUAAAACAAUAACUAAAGCAUGUGAGAAAGCACGGAGAAAUGGUGCCUUGGUUGCAAUAACAGCUUCAGAUGUCUCCUGCAUUGAGAGACACUUUGAUGAUUUCUGGGAAACUAUUGGGAACUGUGUGGAUUUAGUGUUUGCAAAUGGUGAUGAGGCCAAAGCUCUUUGUAACUUUGAAUCAAAGGAAAGUGCUGCUUCAGCUGCAAGGUAUCUGAGCCACUUUGUUCCUCUAGUAUCCGUCACAGAUGGUCCUAAAGGGUCUUACAUAGGUGUAAAAGGAGAAGCUGUAUAUAUCCCUCCUUCUCCAUGUGUUCCAGUAGAUACAUGUGGUGCUGGGGAUGCUUAUGCAUCUGGCAUACUCUAUGGUCUCUUAAGAGGCAUAUCAGAUUUGAGAAGUAUAGGAACAUUAGCAUCUAAGGUUGCUGCCACUGUUGUUGGACAACAGGGAACUCGGCUAAGAAUUUCUGAUGCAGUCCAAUUGGCUGAAUCUUUUGCAUUUCAACUUGAUUCCUCCUCUGUUGGCACUGAUCAUAUUUCCAGCGUCUAACCAGAGGUGCCACUUUGAAUUAUUGAAUUACAAUUUUUUUCUCUUCCUCAUCACUUCAUAAGAUCCAUGUAUUUGAUUAAUAUGUUUCAAAAGAAUAGCCUUGUACAUACUCUCAUUGUAAAAAGAAUAGCUACGCUAGCAAUUCAAUUACUUAGGACUUUGUCAAGUCUUCAUCGUUAUUA